GCUGAUUCGACUGGUUCUGGAUAGGACUGAACGUUACGGUUUCGUAGAAAGAGAGUUAGUAUUAAUAGAUAUGUUAAACAUGAAUAAUAACGGUGGUGGAAAUAACGAGAACGAAGGGAACUAUCGGAAUGGGGGAGGACGACAAUAUAACGAGUGUGGUAAGCCUGGCCAUUUUGCUCGAGACUGUUGGUCCAAGUGGGGUCGCCUAGUUCAAUAAGAGGAUGAUAUCCACGUUUUUGUCAGGGAUCUGAUGAAGGAGAAGGAGGAAGAACGAAAGAAGAGAAGAGAGGAAGAACAGAAACGAUUGAAGGAGGAGGAGGAGCGAAGAAGGGAGAUGGAUAUUGUCAAGAGAACAAGGAGAUGAAUCUACAGUUACAAGCCGAGAUUGCAGAGAAGUGGCGUAAACGGCAAGAGGAGGCUACCGAGAAGGCGAAGGCAGUUGAGAAGAUGAGAGAGAGAGAGAAGACAGAGAUGGUAGUGAAGAACGUGAGUCUGAAGAUCUCAUCCAAGAUAUCGCCAAAGAUAUCGCCUAAGGACAAGAUCAGUAAGAAGGGCAAGUCGAAGAAGAAGAAGGCAAUGAGACAUAACACGAAGAGGAGAGCAAGCAAACGGGUGGUAGACAUGAGCACGUCUUCAGAUUCAGACGACACCAGCAGUUCCGACUUCGAAGAUUUGAGCGAUACGGAGGAAGAAGCUCUACGGGUGAUCAGACUUCUUCGACAAGAGAAAAAAAGGACGAAGUCUAAGAAGUCGACAUCACGAGGAAGACAGGCUAGGAGAACUCAGAACACUGUCGUCGAGAUAGGCGAUGAUUUAAGGAGAGCUCCCAUCAAGACCUAUGAGAGAGGGGAAUGCUCCAAGAAAUCGACCACACCUACGUCUCCUGAGAAUGCUGGAAUCAAUGAACCAAGGACUCUGUUGGAAAGUGGUUACAAAGGCAUAUCGGCUGGCUGCUCUCGCGAAGGUUUUAUGGACUACUCCAUGGCUGUAAUGCAGGAGUACUCAGCGAAGAAAGUCCAUCAACUCCAAGCACUGUGUGAGAAGCAAGGGAUCAAGUCCACGAAGAAGGGGGAUAUGAUAAUGGAGCUGGUCAAGAGGCAAACUGAACUAACAUAUGAAGGAUGCUUCGAUACGCCGAACAAGAAAGGAAAAACGGCCGUUGGCGAGAAUCCGGAAGAAGAGAGGACAGGUGCUACUACGACGGGGACAGGGAGGACGACGGUGAACACCAGAGGCAAGACUCGCGAGGCUUCCACCCCACGGGUUAUACUCCGUUCGGCACCAGCGAGGAAGAUGGACAUCACGUCCGAUUGAUUGACGGUGCCCCCGUCUGCCGGCGAACUGUGGAAGACAUUGAGAUCCUGCAUGGAUGCACUGUCUACCCUCUGGGGGCAGGGUGUAUCCGGUGAGCGAGUAACGACGUUAGAAAGGAGGAUCAGCACGACGAUGAUUCUCCUCGGCCUUACGGGAGAAGUUAGGUGGAUUAGCAAGUAUUUGGAUUUUAUGAUGAUGGAUGAUGACACAUUAGACCUCAACUCUCGUGUUACCUACAUCAUCACGAGUCCUUGGGCCAAGCGCGUCUACGUGGGAUGUACGUCCAAAUCUAUAAUCCAACGAUGGAAGCAACACAUCUAUGAGGCGAAGGACUGGGAAAAUCUCCACAUCUUCAUAGAUGGAUGAGGAGAUUUGGCCUGGAUAAAUUCGUAAUUAUCCC
Molecule: messenger RNA, 1714 nt
Organism: Chara braunii
Lineage: Eukaryota; Viridiplantae; Streptophyta; Charophyceae; Charales; Characeae
Source: the annotation of a GenBank genome assembly